AUGCGCUUACCAAAGUACGACUUAGGGAUUGGGGCCGUCUCUUACCAGGCCACCGCCAUGGGCGAGCCUCCUCCAGCAUGCCCGUGGAGUUUUCUUCAGCCAUUCUCUGACACGAGAUCUCCUUCUUCUACGUCUGAACAGAGAAUUCACAAGGCAAAGACCUUUGCAUCCAUUGUUGCAGGUUCAGAGGAAACCCAAGUUCCUAUCAGCCAACUACCAGCGCCAACAAUUCGUGGAGACACGGUUUAUGUGAAGAUCAAUGAGAGGAUCUAUCAAGAACAAUCAGCAGCCUGCCGAAAUAAUUUGAUCGGUCGAUUGCUACUCCGUAAGGGCACUAUUCCAUUGAAAACUGAAACUCUCAAGGCUUCUCUGCAUACUCUUUGGCGUCCGUUGGGUCCGUGGCGUCUGGUCCCCAUUGGCAAAAGGUAUUUUGACAUUCACUUCAACUCUGAAGCAGAUAUGCGCAAAGUUUGGGGCGGUGGGACUUGCACUCUCGAAUCUGGAAUUUUUCGUCUGUCUCAAUGGAAACCUGAUUUCAGGCCUGGUGAUGUGCUUCCCCAAACGCAUGCACAAAUCUGGGUACGUAUUUCAGGCCUUAGUCAAGAGUAUUGGCACCAACAACACAUUCUAGAAAUUGCUCGGGGAGUGGGCACCCCGUUGCAAUUGGAUGCGGCAACUAAAAAACAACGAUAUGGAUAUUAUGCUAGAGUGUUGGUGGAUGUUGAUAUGUUGGGUGCUCUUCCUACGUCCAUUAUGGAAAUAAAGUCCAAGGACAUUCCUGCGAAACGUAAAGAGGUUGGUCAAGAAUAUCGUAUAAAGAAUAAAUUACAGGAAACCCAUGUUCAAGAGGCUAGCUUCUCUAACGCACAUGCCAUUAACGAUAUUGACGGUAAUGUUGUUACUUUGAAUGCCAUAGAGCAACCUUUGGCAGGUGAUCAAGCUCUCCAUUCCGGUAAUGAUCAAGUGGCUUCACCUAAUGAGACUUCAAUUCAGGCUCCCAUCCAAAGUGAUGUUGUUGUGGAUCUUGUAAAUACUAUUUUGGAGGAAGCAGCGGCAGAUGUUAUGGAGGAACAAGCUCAAAGGGUAAUGGAGGAGAAUAAUUCUAACCUAGCCUCUAAUGAUGCGUCUGAUGCUUCAGACACAGAUAUUAGUGAUUCACCUACCCGUACUUGGGGGGAUAUUUUUGAGGAGGAGAGGGUUGAAGGUUUGAUCAGAGAGGCUCCUUCUAGUGCUCCACCAAGCCUUGGUCCACCUCCUGGUUUUGUCAAAUCUCAUGUGGCUUCAGAAAUUGCUGCGGUUGCAAGAUUUGUUAAUGGUGAGGAUAUUGAUGGUUUUAUUCCGGCUUCCUUGAAUCUACGACUAAUUUCGGUAAAUGAUAGAGGUACUCUUCUUCCAAAUAUCUGGCUUCUUGGUUCUUUACAUAUCUCUUCUCCUACACUAGUGUUCUCUGCAGAUCAACACAUUACAAUUCAGAUUACUUUGGAAGGCACUCUUACUCAACUAUCUUGUGUCUACGCGGCUACAACUGCACUCAAACGUCGCAAAUUAUGGUCGGAUUUAUUACUUCUUCGUCAACAGACCACCAUUCCUUGGAUGGCAAUAGGAGACUUUAAUGCAGUAUUGGGGGCUCAUGAGGCCAUGAAUGGGGCUUUCUUUACAUGGUCUAAAGGGCGAGGUCGGAAGCACUUGGAACGACGGCUUGAUCGCUCCUUAUGUGAUGAUGGCUGGUUUGAGGCUUGGCCAUUUACCAACUGUAUAGCUCUUCCCCGAGUGGUUUCUGAUCAUAAUGGUUUACUUUUUUCAGCCGGUAAGUUUGUACCAGGGGGUCCUAAACCUUUUCGUUUCCAAUCUAUGUGGCUUCUCCACUCAUCUUUCAAGGAGCUGGUGGCGAAUUGUUGGUCGACCACCAGGCCAGCUGGUUGUCCCAUGUAUGUGACGCUACAAAAAUUAAAGGCCUUGAAGUCAUGCCUUAAGCAAUGGAACAACACGGUAUUUGGGAAUGUUCAUAGAAACUUGGAGUUGGCCCGUGCUAAGUUGACUGCUAUUCAACAAGAUAUUGCUUCUAAUGGUUCUACUGAUAUUAACUUUGAGGCUGAAGUUCUUGCAAAGGCCGAUGUUCUUAAUGCGGUUAAGCAUCAGGAGGCUUUUUGGAGGGACAGAGCUCGUGUAAAAUGGUUUACCGAGGGGAAUAAAUGCUCAAAAUUUUUCCAUGCUUAUGCCCGCAAUAAGGCAAGGCGCUCUUCAAUGCAUUGCUUACAGGUUGGGGGAAAUCUUCUUACUGAUCCACAAGAUAUUGCUAAUCAUGUUGUUGAGUUUUAUAAAUCGUUAUAUGCUUCAGAUGUUGCUCCAAGUGGUGUAGUUGAUUUCUGCAAGGUCAUUCCCUCCUUGGUUUCUGAGGAUGAUAAUUCAGUUUUGGUUUCUAUUCCCACUGCAGAAGAGAUUCGACGUGUUGUUUUCUUUAUGGACCCUUCUAGUUCUCCUGGUCCAGAUGGUUUUCCCGGCUCCUUUUACCAAAGUUGCUGGGAUAUUGUUGGUAAUGAUGUUAUUGGCUUUGUGCAAUUCUUUUUCCAACAAUAUUGGUUAUAUCCAAAUGCGAAUUCUAACUUUAUUGUGUUAAUUCCAAAGACGGAAGGGGCGAAUAUGAUCUCUCAGUUCAGGCUUAUUGCUUUGGCCAAUUUUUUAUUUAAGAUCAUUCCAAAAAUUAUGGCAGAUCGUUUGGGUCCUAUAGCUUCACGUAUUAUUUCAGCUCAUCAGACUGCCUUUCUUAAAGGCAGUCGUAUUGCAGAUUGCAUUGGCCUUGUUUCUGAGGGCUUCAAUCUAUUGGAUAGGAAAAUCUACGGAGAAGAGUAUGGUGCUGCUUCAGGCCAGAUAGUAAAUAAAGAGAAGAGUACUUUUUAUACUGGUGACAACUAUUCUCAUCGGCGUAGGGUUAUCAAACGUUUAUUGGGCUUCAAGUUAGGUACUACUCCACUUACUUAUCUGGGUGUUCCUAUAUUCAAGGGGAAGCCUCGACGUAUACACCUUCAAGCAACUGCUGAUAAGGCUAAAUCUCGUCUUGUUGGCUGGCAAGGCAAGUUGUUGUCCAUGGCGGGGCGUGUUCAGUUGGUUCAUGAUGUAUUUCAGAGUUUGCUAAUUCAUAGUUUCUCUGUGUACUUGUGGCCUUCUUCACUAUUGAAACACUUGUCUACAUGUGCUCGAAACUUUAUUUGGUAUGGAGAUUUAUCAAAAAGAAAACUUGUCAUCGUUUCUUGGCGGCAGGUUUGUGUGCCAAAGAAGGAGGGGGGCCUUGGGCUACGUGAUCUCAAGUCUCUUAACUUGGCAGCUCUGAUAUCUCUUAGUUGGUCUACUCUCACAUCGGGUUCAAUAUGGAGCAGCUAUGCAUCUCAACGGUUUUCUAUUUGCUGCAAUAUGAAAUAUCGGUAUUUUAGGUCCUCGGUUUGGCAUGGUUUAAAGACAGCUCUUCCUUUCAUUUUCCAUAACUCCAAGUGGCUUAUUGGUGAUGGAAAGUUGGUGAAUUUAUGGAUGGACAAGUGGUUGAAUGCCCCCUUAAUUGUAAAAUUACAGGCUCCGAAUUUUCCCAAACGUUUGAUGAGUACGGUGGAAAAUUUUAUUACUAAUCAGCAAUGGACCUUGCCUAAUGAAUUUUCAAUUUCGUUUCCGGUUUUGGCGGCUGAAAUUCUUCAAAUCCCACUAUCAAUUGAACCAGAAAAUGAUGUAUUAAUUUGGGAGCCUUCAAGCUCAGGUUCUUUCUCUUUUUCUGAUGGAUACCAUCUAGUUCGACAAUCAUUUUCAGAAGAUGAGUGGGUUUCUAAGGUUUGGCAUUCUUUCAUUCCACCACGGUUAUCUUUAUUGGCAUGGCGCCUUUCCUAUGAUAAACUACCUACUGAUGUGCAGCUUCAAAAACGAGGUAUCCCAACAGUGUCUGUUUGCCAGCUUUGUACUUUUGGCUAUAUUGAGGAUUCUACUCACUUAUUUGUCACUUGCUCGUUUGCGCAACAUGUUUGGCAAUGGCUAGCAUGCUGUUUUGGGACUUUCUUACUGAUUAGUGGCACUAUUGGUGGGUUAUUUACCUCCAUUAUUGGCAAGUCUUUCUCUCCCCAACUGAAAAAUAUUUGGCUUGCUAGUUGUCUCUAUGCUCUUAUGGCUAUAUGGAAAGCUCGCAAUAAGCUUAGAUUUGAGUACAAGCGCCCUUCCCUCAUGCGAAUUUUCAGCUCUCUCAAGGCUUGGCUUCGCUUUGCUGCUCCUUACAUGCCAGGUUAUUCGAAUGGUUUGGUUAACACUCAGUUGUUGGUUGGGUUGGGUAUUCAGCCUAUUCCUAAAAAUCGAGUAGCGCCACGGUUAGUUCUCUGGCACCCUCCAAUUUUUCCUUGGAUUAAGUUGAAUACUGAUGGUCUUGCAAAGGGUAAUCCAGGACCUGCAGCUUGUGGUGGUGUGUUUCGUGACACCCAUGGUCAUUACAUUAGCGGUUACCGUCAAGGAUUGGGACACAAAUCUGCCUUCUACGCAGAGCUUAUGGGUGUGAUCAUUGGGAUUGAAUAUGCCUUCCAGUAUGGUUGGUGA
Molecule: messenger RNA, 4560 nt
Organism: Rosa chinensis
Lineage: Eukaryota; Viridiplantae; Streptophyta; Magnoliopsida; Rosales; Rosaceae
Exons: 4
Coding region: 1-4560 (1519 amino acids)
Molecular function (GO): nucleic acid binding; RNA-DNA hybrid ribonuclease activity
Source: RefSeq, a predicted model, not a curated record